Messenger RNA from Triticum dicoccoides, 1296 nucleotides. Its product is annotated as B3 domain-containing protein Os11g0197600-like. Bases 1 to 1296 code for a protein of 431 amino acids. The transcript has 4 exons. The record is from RefSeq and is a predicted model, not a curated record. Lineage: Eukaryota; Viridiplantae; Streptophyta; Magnoliopsida; Poales; Poaceae. Gene Ontology annotation, molecular function: DNA binding.
AUGGACGGUAGGGAUAAGGAGUGCAAUGUGUACAAAAUCCACUCUCGUUCACAUACCAUCCUCAAGCCAUCGGGCCGGUAUGCCAAAAUUAAGACAGCACAAAAAAAGGUGAAAAUUCCACAAUCAUUCAGUCAGUUCCUUCAGAAUCAACAAACUGGGUCGGUUUUACUAAGAGGUCAAAGUGGGAAUAAAUGGCUUGCGGAACUUGAUUCAGACACCGAAGGAUUUUUCUUUAUACAUGGAUGGAAGGAAUUUGUUAUAGAUCAUUCCAUCGGGGAAGGAAACCUCUUAUUAUUCUGUUAUGAUGGAUACGGACAGUUCUCAGUUAAUAUAUUUAAUGGAAUGUGUGUUGAGAAGCCGUCAGCUUUUCAUGCUAAGCCUUCAAAGGAUUUAAAAAAAGAGAGUGAUGAAGAUGACAAUGGAGUAGCUCCCCAAGAAGAGAAUAAUGGAACCACAAAGAAGCUGACUGGAGAAAUUGAUGCAGAUGGCUCAAUGUUGAACAAGUGUUGUAAUGCAUCAGUUAAGGGUAAGCAAAAAAUGCCUUCAAAGGAGUUAAAAAAAGAGAGUGAUGAAUAUGACAAUGGAGUAGCUCCCCAAGAAGAGAAUAAUGGAACCACAAAGAAGCUGACUGGAGAAAUUGAUGCAGAUGGCUCAAUGUUGAAGAAGUGUUGUAAUGCAUCAGUUAAGGGUAAGCAAAAAAUGCCUGAAUCUUUGGUUGGUACUUGUAAUGUGUUAGCAACAAGACAGAAGAGGAACAAGAAUGCAGCUGACCCAUCAGAAAGGUUGGAGAUUACUGGAGCUUACAGGUCAGCGCGAACAAGCCUUAAAAGUAAUGAAGCUGUCAGGAAAGUUCAAAGGCAACAUGCAGUAGUAUCACAAAGGUCGCCGGUAAGUGAAUGGCAGAAGAAGUACGCUCUUCAAAGGGCAGAAAAGUUUACAUCUAAGUACCCUUCAACUCUGAAAGUAAUUAAGGCGGCUAGUGCCUACAACUCAUUUUUCAUGGUCAUCCCAUCUGAAUUUGUCAGGGAGCAUCUCCCCCACACCAGCAAGAAGUUGACGCUGUAUGAUCCGCAAGCAAUGCCCUGGCAAGUUGAAUACGUCUACUGCAGCCAUCGUUCCGCCGGGGCUUUCAGCAGCGGCUGGAGCCAGUUCUCAAUCGGCAACAAUCUGGAGAAGUUCGAUGUCUGCGUCUUCGAGCUCCUCGCCAAGGAGACCAUCAAGGUGCACAUCUACAGAGCUCAGCUCCUGAUAGAACAGUACCUCCACCAAGAACUUAGCGCUGCAAUCCAAAACUGA